AUGAGUCGACAGUGCUACACCUCCAGCUCCCUGCUGGGCAGGAGAGGCUUCUCCUCCGCCUCUGCCGUCUGUGCCCUGGGCAGGGGCACCGCCAGCUCGGCCUCCGUCUGCCAGCCGGUGGGGCGGAGGUGCGGGCUCGGGGGGGGCUUCAGCAGCCGCAGCGUCUGUGACCUGGGCAGGGGGCAAAGGAUUUCCUUCGGGGGCAGCUGCCGGGGAGGCGGCGGAGGAGUCGUUUACGGCGGGGCCGGGCGCUGCGGUCUGGCCUAUGGAGGAGGUCGUUUCGGCGUGGGCACCGUCGUGGGCUUCGGGAGCUGCGGAGGCUACGGAGGGCUGGGCGGCUACAGAGGGCUCGGGGACGGCGUGGCCGUGGGAGGCUACGGAGGCGGCGUGGGGAUGGGCGUCGGAGGGAGAUCCGAAGGGAUCCGGGGAGUCAGCAUCCACCCGGAGCUCCUCAAGCCUCUCUGCGUGGGGGUGGACCCCGAGGAGUGCCAAGUGAGGACCCACGAGAAGGAGCAGAUCAAGAACCUCAACAACCAGUUUGCCUGCUUCAUCGACAAGGUGCGGCUGCUGGAGCAGCAGAACAAAGUGCUGACCACCAAGUGGGAGCUGCUGCAGCAGUAUGUCCUGCCAGCUUCCAGGAGGAACCUGGAGCCUGUCUUUGAGAACUUCAUCUGCAACCUGAGGAAGCAGCUGGAGUGUGUGCUGGGGGAGAGAGAGAGGCUGGAGAAUGAGGAACGUUGCCUCAGGGACCUGGUUCAAGAGUUCAAGUGCAAAUAUGAGGAUGAGAUCAACAAGCGCACAGCUGCUGAGAACGAGUUUGUGGUCCUCAAGAAGGAUGUGGACUGCCUCUACCUGACCAAGGAGGAGCUGGAGGUGAGGGUUGGACUCCUCAGGCAGCAGCUGGAGUUCUUGAAGUGCAUCUAUGCUGAGGAGAGAGCUCAGCUGGACUGCCAGCUGUGUGACACCUCUGUCAUCGUGCAAAUGGACAACAGCAGGGACCUGGACAUGGAAGGCAUCAUCAAAAGUGUUGAGUGCUGCUAUGAGGAGAUUGCCCAGAAGAGCAAGGCUGAGGUGGAGGCCUUCUACCAAACCAGGCUGGAGGAGCUCCACAGCAGCAGGGGCAAGUUCUGUGAUGACCUGAGGAACAACCAGAGCGAGAUAGCUGAGCUGAACAGGAUGAUCCAGAAGCUGCAGUGCGAGUCAGACAACGUCAAGAAACAGAUCUCAGCUCUGCAGACAGCCAUCUGCGACGCGGAGCAGCGCGGGGACUGUGCCCUCAAGGACGCCAGGCAGAAGCUGAUCGACCUGCAGACUGCCCUGCAGCAAGCCAAGGACAAGAUGGCAUGUCUGCUGAGGGACUACCAGGAGCUGCUCAACGUCAAGCUGGCCCUGGACAUCGAGAUUGCCACGUACAGGACACUGCUGGAAGGAGAGGAGAGCAGGAUAUGCACCGGCAACCCUGUCAGCGUAGCUGUGGUCAGCGGCGGAGGCACCGUCGGGGAGUGCCGGUCCCUGUCUGGAAUAGGAGGCAAAUGCUCCGUCAAGACCGGAGGGGCUGCUGCAGGGCUGGGGGUGGUCUCCUCCUUCGGCGUGGGCGGCGCUGGCUUCAGCACCCGCAGCGUGGAUUGCCUGCCCAGGGUGGGGGCAGGGUUCGGGGCCAGGAGCGCCGUCAGCUGCGUGGGGCGAGAGGUGCUGACGGCCGAGGGGGGGCUGCAGUGCGCCCCCGCCGUGGGCACCUUGGGCAAUGUGAUGUGCGCGGGGGUGGAGCAGUGCAGCCCGGGGGCUGUCAUCAUCCCCGGCGCGGGGGUGUGCGGCGCUGGCAGCAGGUACAGCACAGCCGUGCGGGUGGUCAGGACAACUCGGUAG
Molecule: messenger RNA, 1866 nt
Organism: Indicator indicator
Lineage: Eukaryota; Metazoa; Chordata; Aves; Piciformes; Indicatoridae
Product: keratin, type II cytoskeletal cochleal-like
Exons: 9
Coding region: 1-1866 (621 amino acids)
Biological process (GO): intermediate filament organization; keratinization
Cellular component (GO): keratin filament
Molecular function (GO): structural constituent of skin epidermis
Source: RefSeq, a predicted model, not a curated record